AUGAUGAUACUAAAUUACGUAUAUUUCGUAGCUUCUUUGCUGAGCGUUCUAUACGGAAUCCAACUGAGUGAUGGGCAGUUAAUAUAUCAAAACUUUUAUGAUCUAGCUCCCACUCCCUUGCCAUUCCCAGCAUGCAGAGCAAACGAUAUAACUUGUCUUCGACGUGGCUUACGCACUUUCUUCUUCCUCAUGGACUCUGGACACAUGGGCAUGCGGCCCAUCGAUCCAGCUCAAAUAAACAGCGUUGUGGUGGCAAUGCCUGAACAACAGGUGACACUCCUUCUUAGAAACGUCAACGUUACCGGCGCGAGGUGGACAAAAUUAGCUGAAAGGAGAUUCAAUCUGGCGGGCGGUAAAAGUGGAGUUAGAUUCCUCAGCGAUCUUCAUAUUACGGGCGAACUGACAAUGAACAUGGCUGAAAAUAUAAACCCCUUCAUGGCUUAUAUAACAAUGGAUAUGCAGGAUGUGGAGAGUAACAUAACGUACACCUGGACCGGGCAACGCACCUACAGUAACGACGACUACAUAAUCAUCGGGCCGGCUAGAAUAGCCGUGAGAAAUACGAGAAUACCAACAUUUUUCUUGCAACCGGAUAAUGAGGAUUCGAAUAUCAUUGAUCAAGUGCUUCAAGCAAGGCCAUCUAUAUUGGAUCAUUUGUCUAAUGAAGUUGUGACAGCUUUAAUGCAUGCUUCAGAAAACAAUUGUUCUGCAGAGGAAUACAACCUUUUUGGAGAAGCGGGCCAAGCUUAUGCUAUUGAAAUACAAAUUGGGCAUCCUUACCAAAAGUUAAAUGUGAUUGUUGAUACGGGAAGUGCUACAUUAGCAAUUGCUUCAUAUCCAAGACCUGAUAAUGACCAAUAUUUUUAUGCUGACAACUCAUCUAGCAUUUAUGAAAGUGGGCAAGAGGUUCAAGCCAAGUAUUCCCAAGGUAUGUGGGUCGGAAAACUUGUAUCUGACUAUGUUUCCUUCCCUUCACUGUCCACUGUAAAAGAAGUAAGAAGUGAUAUUGCUCUCAUUACGAAAAGUCACAAUUUUUUUAUGAAUGGAUCUGGAUGGCAGACGAACCGC
Molecule: messenger RNA, 1068 nt
Organism: Iphiclides podalirius (scarce swallowtail)
Lineage: Eukaryota; Metazoa; Arthropoda; Insecta; Lepidoptera; Papilionidae
Source: the annotation of a GenBank genome assembly